CAUUGGUGGGAGGUUCCGCGGACGGUAGCCGGUUUGGCGGAACUGGCGGCGACGAAGGCGCCGAAGGAUGGAGGCGGUGGUUUUCGUCUUCUCGCUCAUCGAUUGCUGCGCCCUCAUCUUCCUUUCCGUCUAUUUUAUAAUCACAUUAUCUGAUUUAGAAUGUGACUACAUCAAUGCUAGGUCUUGUUGCUCAAAAUUAAACAAGUGGGUGGUCCCAGAAUUGAUUGGCCACACUAUUGUUACCAUAUUAAUGCUUAUUUCAUUGCACUGGUUCAUUUUUCUCCUCAACUUGCCUGUUGCUACCUGGAAUAUAUAUCGGUUCAUUAUGGUACCAAGUGGGAACAUGGGAGUGUUUGAUCCUACAGAGAUACACAACCGAGGGCAGUUGAAGUCACACAUGAAGGAAGCCAUGAUCAAGCUUGGUUUUCAUUUGCUUUGUUUCUUUAUGUACCUUUAUAGUAUGAUUCUGGCUUUGAUAAAUGACUGAACCUGGAAGGAGAUGCCUAACUUGGAGACUCACACUACAGUGAAAGUUGAGGAGCCAGAGAUGAGUUUAGUCCAUACCUAGACUGUGUUCAUUAAGCAGUAUAUUUUUUUCCUCUUUGGACAAAAAAAAAAAA
This is a messenger RNA of Vombatus ursinus (common wombat), 620 nucleotides long. Its product is annotated as protein cornichon homolog 4. The record is from RefSeq and is a predicted model, not a curated record. The transcript is spliced from 5 exons. Bases 68 to 487 code for a protein of 139 amino acids. Gene Ontology annotation, biological process: endoplasmic reticulum to Golgi vesicle-mediated transport. Gene Ontology annotation, cellular component: endoplasmic reticulum membrane; COPII-coated ER to Golgi transport vesicle. NCBI's taxonomy places the organism in Eukaryota, Metazoa, Chordata, Mammalia, Diprotodontia, Vombatidae.